Messenger RNA from Blumeria graminis f. sp. triticale, 1479 nucleotides. The record is from the annotation of a GenBank genome assembly. Lineage: Eukaryota; Fungi; Ascomycota; Leotiomycetes; Helotiales; Erysiphaceae.
AUGUGUCCAUCCUGCGAACCGGAGACGGACAUCAAUGGACAUGCUCAAAAUCAAAAUUCCAAUGGAAUCAACGGAUCAUCUGCUCUAACAAAAGAUACAGAUAAACACCCUGGAUAUACUGCCAUUGAGACCAAGAUGAAUCCACAUCCUACUAGCUCAAACCCUUAUCGCCCUGUCGGUGACUUCCUCAGUAAUAUCUCUAGCUUCAAAAUUAUUGAAAGUACGCUACGUGAGGGCGAGCAAUUCGCGAAUGCCUUUUUUGAUACCGAGAAAAAAAUUGAGAUUGCCAAAGCUCUCGAUGACUUCGGCGUUGAUUAUAUUGAGUUAACAUCGCCCGCUGCAUCUGAGCAAUCAAGAGCCGACUGUGAAGCAAUAUGUAAGCUUGGUUUGAAAGCAAAAAUUCUAACACACAUUCGCUGCCACAUGGAUGAUGCCAGAAUAGCUGUGCAAACUGGAGUGGAUGGAGUAGAUGUUGUUAUUGGCACGUCUUCCUACUUAAUGGAACACUCCCAUGGAAAGGACAUGACCUACAUAACAAAUACUGCCAUCGAAGUGAUUAAUUUUGUCAAGUCUCACAACAUUGAGAUCAGAUUUUCUAGCGAAGACUCAUUUCGUUCAAACCUCGUUGAUCUACUUUCAAUAUACUCGACUGUAGAUAGAAUAGGUGUCAACCGGGUAGGUAUCGCUGACACCGUAGGUUGUGCCUCACCACGACAAGUUUACGAUCUUAUCAGGACUCUCAGAGGCGUUGUAAGCUGCGAUAUUGAAACACAUUUUCACAACGACACUGGGUGUGCUAUCGCCAAUGCUUAUUGUGCCCUUGAGGCUGGUGCAACACAUAUUGACACGUCAGUACUAGGCAUCGGUGAGAGGAAUGGUAUCACGCCCCUUGGUGGCCUCAUGGCCCGCAUGAUAGUUGCAGACCGAGAGUAUGUUAUGGGAAAAUAUAAGUUGGACAAACUCAAAGAUAUUGAAGAACUAGUAGCUCAAGCUGUUGAGGUUAACAUCCCAUUCAACAAUUACAUCACGGGAUUCUGUGCUUUUACUCACAAGGCCGGUAUUCACGCCAAAGCAAUUCUCAAAAACCCAUCUACAUAUGAGAUUAUAAAUCCAUCUGAUUUUGGGAUGACUCGCUACAUCCAUUUCGCAUCAAGGUUGACUGGCUGGAAUGCAAUUAAAUCUAGGGCGACUCAAUUAAACAUUGAGAUGACUGAUGUCGAGUACAAAGAAUGCACUCAAAAAAUCAAGGCACUUGCUGAUAUAAGGCCUAUUGCAAUCGAUGAUGCUGACUCAAUUAUAAGAGCAUUUCAUCGAAACAUCAAGCAAGCAGAACCCAUUGACUUGUUGCCAAAUAUGACUGAAGCAGAAAAAAUUCUUUUAGCAAAGAAGGAAACGGAAAUUAAAUCCUGUGAAAAGCAUGCCAUGGACUCAGAGACUGAGAACUCUAUAUCUAAGAAAAUGAAGCCUAUCUCGACAUGA